Leucoraja erinaceus (little skate) is the source of this 3636-nucleotide messenger RNA. It is a transcript of the gene cdca8, whose product is annotated as cell division cycle associated 8. The coding region runs from base 1 to 1020 and encodes 339 amino acids. The record is from RefSeq and is a predicted model, not a curated record. Lineage: Eukaryota; Metazoa; Chordata; Chondrichthyes; Rajiformes; Rajidae. Gene Ontology annotation, cellular component: chromosome passenger complex; chromosome, centromeric region; spindle midzone. The transcript has 11 exons. Gene Ontology annotation, biological process: mitotic sister chromatid segregation.
AUGGAAGAGGAGAACAUGCCGGGUCAGUGUAAAUCUGAUGCCGAGGCUGAGGGUAUAAGCAUGGAGCAUACCUCAAGGGAUGAAGGGCACGUGUCGGAGGUACGAUUCCUGGCAGGAAGGUUGCCAUCCCAACAUUAUGCAGUGAACCGCUAUCAGGGGACGUUACAGCCACCCGCCGAAUCUUCUAUUCAGGAAAGAAUGCCUUCAAAGCGGAAAGUAACCGGUCGCAAAAAUAAUUCUCUGGAUUUAAAGAAGCGUGAAAAGCAUCAGGCUUUUCUGAAAGAUUUUGACCUCGAAGUUGAUCGGCGGAGAAGAGAAAUGGAGAAAGCAUUGAACAGUCUACUCAUGCAAUUAGAUGCCAAUUACAGUCGUGCAAUUAUGAAACUCCCACUGGCUGUUAGACAAAUGAAUAACUUGCAUUACUUUGCUUUGGGUGGAAGUGCAGAUGCUGUGGCUGAAGUUGAACAAAAACGUAUUAAUGCUGACUGUUUGGGAGUGGAAGCUAUAGAGUCUGAGAUUUUGAAAGAUGCUACACAGCUGAAGACCACUAGAAAACGUAAACAGAAAACAAAGCGUGUCGAUGACGCAGUAAAUGAUGGUGAAAAUCUUCCUCCAUCAAGUAAAAUGUUCCGAAAGACCAAGCAAGGUGUUACCACCUCGGCUAAAAGUAGACCUCCCUCAUCAUCUACCACCAAUGGCCGGGCUAGAAGGACAAGUCGGAUCAAAGGGCAGAGCUCUGCAAAUACUUAUGAUAUUUGGGGACCCACACCACUGAUAACACCCAAGUUUGAUUCACGGUUGCCAGCGACGGCGGCUCGUGUGCGAAAGAUGGGGGAGCGUGUGUUUAGCUUCACGGGAAGCCCUCUCGUUGAUGCCACAGAAACGGAGAAUAGACAGGACAUCCAAAUUCUGGCCAGCAAGAUAAGCAGCACAGAUUUAACUGAACUGGAUGACCAGACAUUUAAAAGUAUUGAACAGCUAUCUCGUCAGCUGAAUGAAAUGUUGAAGACGACAAGAUGAAAGCAAAGAUGACAAUGUAAUUAAUUCAUGUGACUUGUUUAAAGUUUGAUAUUAUAUGGUUUCAAAGUGAAUAAACUUGUUAUUAAACAUUAUAGAUUUUGCUACUGGAGGGUAUAAAGCAUUGCUAGUUUUAGUUAACAACUACACACAGGCUAUUCCUGCCUUUUGAGUUUCACGUAAUUAUUAUUUUUGCACAGAAUUUUCCUUUCUUUAACAUCCUCUCUUAUCAGAUUAGAGCUGCAUUAUUAAUUUAGUGACUAUGCAAUAAAUAAAUGCCGAAAGGUGGCAGCUAUGGUGGAAAACAGACAAAUAACAUUUUGGGUUGGGACCUGACACAAUGUCACCCAUCCGUUUUCUUCAGAGAUGCUGCCUGACCUGUUGAGUUACUCCAACACUUUGUGUCUAUCUUCGGGACACUUCUUGAGACUGAAAAAGGUCCUGACUGCUUCCAUGGGAGAACCUCCAACGCCACUCUAUCCUGCUGCCCUUCUCUUAAUGCUAACAAUCCCACUUCACUUUGUCCUAAAGCAAACUACACUAUCCUUUUUCUUACGAGUCCAUUGCUGCUGCCCUAUGAUCUGAUGUCUGGCCCCCACCCCUGACCUCUUCUCCAAUGCUUGACUACCUAUCUCCAGCAGAUCACUCCCAUAGUACCUCUGCUAACUCCUUGAGUUCUAAGCCCACCUUCAUGUUGCACACUCUCUUAUUUCCUCUUAGUGACUAUCCUAGGUUGUUCUUUACAUGGAAGAGCAUCUUUUAAUCUCUGCAGUCCACAUAGUAAAGUAGGUUUUUAAGCUGUGCUUUGUGCAAUCUGAAAUGUGGGACUGGAAUCAAAGAAGGUGCACUGGGUAAUCUGAGCUGCUUUUCUGUCUUAUGAGCAACAUACAACCAUACCGCCACUAUCUCUAUUUUUCCCUUAUUUCCAGACUAUUUUUAACUGGACUCAAAUUUUCCAACUUCCCGUUAUGUGAUCUGAGUUCUGCAGAGAAUGAUGUUUAGUUUAGAGAUGCAGUGUGGACAUGGGCCCUUUGGCCUACUGAAUCCAGGCUGACCAUCAAUCGCCCAUUAGCAUAGAGCUAGUAUGAUCCAACUUUUUCAUCCACUCCCUACACACAAGGGGCAAUUUGCAGAGCUGGGGGGCAGUUAACCUACAAACCCGCACGUUUUUGGGAUGUGGGAGGGAAUUGGAGCAUCCAGAGGAAAUCCAAGUGGUCAGCAGGGAAACAGCACAUAAAGUCAAGAUCAACCCCAGGUGUCUGGCAUUGAGGCAGCAGCUCUACCAGCUGCCCUGAAUAAUUGUCCACUGGAUUCAUUUUACCUUGAUACCUCAAUUUCUUCAUUUAAAACAAAAAAUUGGAUACUGUAAACUAGUGGCUGGGAAUCUAACCUGGGCCAACUGCUCGGUGGGCAGAUAUGAAAGGAAUGUUUAUAAUAAUACCAAGAGAAAUUGCUGAAUAAUCAUUUUUCAAAACUCCAUGUCAAUUAAACAGAAAACUGCAUAAUUCAUCCUGCUUGAACUGAUGCUACAGGAUUCGCAGUGGGGUAGGGGGUAGUUUUAAAAAAUAAACCUUGCCUAAUUAUAAACUGUCUUUUAUCCUCCAAAAAAGGUGCCUCUGGUCCCAUGUCUGUUGUACUGCUUUAUGGAAAGGUGCAACUAUUUCAAUAAAUCUGCCUUGUAAUGAAUACAGCUGGAGUGGUUCAUGGAUAAAAUGAAUGCCCUUUUCACCACUGGAUGGCAAUAUAAGUCAACAAAUAGAGUGAAUGAAAGUAGGAAUGCACUGUCAAGAGUCUAACCAAAUUGCAGUAAAAAAUAAGUUGUUUCUACAAUAUUUGUAACAGAGGACUUUAGUUUUGGAUUCAUCUUGUUGAACCACUCAAUGCUAAGCCUGCAUGUGUUUAUUGAAGAACAACAACAAUCCAUAGCACAGAAAAUAUUUGUUGACUACUGUACUGUAACUCAGUAUUAGAAACCACCAGCAAUGGUUGCCUCGCCAACAGUCUGUCUGUCCUUUCCUUUGUGUUUUAAUUGUAUGUUAAAUGUAUGUUUUUAGUGUUCUUUGGUUUUUAUUUGGGGGGGGGGGGAUUGUGGGAGACUUCUGCUAACCUCUUACCUCGACUGAGAUGCAAUUUAUUUUCCCGCCGUAUGGUAUCUGCCUGCACUGCGGCCAAACAUCGAGGAGUUGGCAGCCUUUGCUGGAGACCGAUUUUGAGAGUGGGUGCCUGCGGGACUUUAACAUUGCGGAGCUCACGAUCCCUUUGCCAGGGGUCGACCUCUCAGCUCCAAACGUGGGUGCUUGCAGACUUAACAUCACGGAGACCGCGGUCUCUGGUCGGAGGCCGACUUUGGGAACUCCAAGCCGCAGGAGUUUCGAUCGCCCUGAUGCGGGGGCUUCAAUCGCCCUGCCGGAUGGUUCGACUGCCCCAACCACGGGAGAAUUAUAGAGGAAGAAGAUUGGUCUUUAUUGCCUUUCAUCACAGUGAGGAAUGUGGGGAAUCUGCUGUGGUGUAUGUUUAUGUUAACUUUUAUAUAGUUGUGUCUUGUUGCUUUUUUUGUAUGGUUGUAUGGUAAUUUGCAUAUCAUUGGUACAUGUGACAAUAAAAUACCUUUUAAAAGAA